Molecule: messenger RNA, 735 nt
Organism: Aspergillus udagawae
Lineage: Eukaryota; Fungi; Ascomycota; Eurotiomycetes; Eurotiales; Aspergillaceae
Exons: 1
Coding region: 1-735 (244 amino acids)
Source: RefSeq, a predicted model, not a curated record
AUGACAAUGGCGGACUAUGCUUACACGGAAGAGAAUAAUUAUGAGUUCUCCUUCGAGCCGGACCACUACGCCGAAGAAGAACUCGACGACUCGGAGCCAAUUAAUAGAGACCUCAUCAGCGACACCACCGCGAGAAAUUGUCGGAUGAUUGCAUCCGUACGCUGCGUCGAGUACGGGAAAAUCGGAGCGGAGGACGGCAUCCUGCUUGUAAUUGCCUUUGUGUUUCACCCCGUCGGGGCGCGGGUCAAGGAGGCAGACAUCGAGCUGCGAUUCAAAAGCUGCGUCAUCGCUACGCUCCAGCCGCAGGAAAUCGACGACCGAGAAAGUGAAGUGGUCAUCCGCAACAAACUCGAGGGACGCUUUGACAUGAGUCACCCUCCAGUUGCGGUGGGCGUGACGGCGUCACAAGAGAAAGAGAGGGUUAAGGGUUACACUCGGUCAAUCCGUGGAUCGGGAAUUGACACUGAGCUGGCCAUGUGGACUUUACGCGAAAACUCAGAUCAGAGAGACGGUGUACACCUCAAUUUUACGGCAGUGAUCAUCCUGAAGGGCAAGGGGGAAGUAGAUGUAGAUGUCGCAGUGCGGGCCCAGCUUGGAGCCAGCCUGAAGGAUCCGUUGGGUAUUCGGAAGAUCGCUUGCCAGGGUUUGAUCAAAUUUGAUGGCAAAACAAGUCGAGGACGAAGGCCAGAGAGCUUGACCACCCCUCCAGACCUUUUUGUGAAAAGUCUGGCAUGA